Scatophagus argus is the source of this 5128-nucleotide messenger RNA. RefSeq names its product solute carrier family 12 member 7-like. Gene Ontology annotation, biological process: chloride transmembrane transport; potassium ion homeostasis; cell volume homeostasis. The record is from RefSeq and is a predicted model, not a curated record. The transcript has 27 exons. Gene Ontology annotation, cellular component: membrane. NCBI's taxonomy places the organism in Eukaryota, Metazoa, Chordata, Actinopteri, Scatophagidae. Gene Ontology annotation, molecular function: potassium:chloride symporter activity. The coding region runs from base 655 to 4032 and encodes 1125 amino acids.
ACUGCCAGCCUGAAGAGAGAAGAGGAAGCAAAACCAAAGCCAAAAGAACAGAAAAGAAAAGAGUUUGUGUUUACAUUUUUCUCAUUUUAUUCAGGUCAGUCAGUUGUUGUUUCAGUAAAGGUGGGCUGUAAAGACACUUUGGAUACUUUUAGAUCUUUAAGAGUUUGUGUCUCCACCUUUUGGCAUUACAAAGGUGCGAAUAAGAGAAGUGGGAUGGUCAGAGUAAUGGGAGGAGCUGCAGGGUUCUCCAUGUAUGGACUCCAGCUCUGUUCGUAUGGUAAAUAGGGGGUCACAUGGGGCAAUAGUCUUGGAGCACCGAGGGGUGAAAAGGGAGGGAAAGGAACAAGGAAAGAGACUGAAGACAUAUACACUGCAGGACUUUGGCCUGUCUCGUGUGCAGAAGGCAGCACUUUCACUCUGAGUCCAGAGGACACUGGAUCACACUACAAAGAGAAAACAAAAGAGUUUGACUGAGUGCCAUGCUGUGGUCAGUCUGAAUCCCAAGCUCUCUUCUCUGGGGCCAUAUGUCUUCUACUUGACUUCCUUUGGAUAACUGUUUUCUCUCCUGUGGGGUUGAAAGUUCAACAGUGAGUGCUUUCCUGGUUGUGGCUACCGGAAACCUCAUAGCUUCUUUCUGACUGCUGAAGAGCCAAAAUGCCCACCAACUUCACCGUGGUGCCUGUGGAGGAUGCGGAGGGUGGCAGCAACAGCGUCGAUGCAGCUGGGGCCAACAAACCUGUUAGUUUGGGCAAACUCUUUGGGACAGAAGAAGCUAAGGAUAAUUCACCAGGAUCCCACUCAGGUGAUGACAGUGAGAGAGAGUCCAGUCCAUUCCUCAGCUCCGAUAAUGACAGAGACCACUACUAUGACGGCAAAAACAUGGCUCUGUUUGAGGAAGAAAUGGACAGUAACCCUAUGGUAUCAUCUCUUCUCAACAAGCUGGCCAACUACACCAACCUGACCCAGGGCGUUCGUGAGCAUGAGGAGGCCGAGAAUGAGGAUGGGGUCAGGAGGGUCACUGUUAUGGUCCCCCAGAUGGGAACUUUCAUUGGAGUUUACCUGCCCUGCAUGCAGAACAUCCUGGGUGUGGUUCUCUUUCUGCGUCUCACUUGGAUCGUCGGUACAGCAGGAAUCCUGGGGUCCUUUGCCAUUGUCUCAAUGUGCUGCAUCUGCACCUUACUCACAGCCAUAUCGAUGAGUGCCAUAGCAACCAAUGGAGUUGUCCCAGCUGGUGGCUCAUACUACAUGAUCUCCAGAGCACUGGGUCCAGAGUUUGGAGGAGCAGUGGGCCUCUGCUUCUACCUCGGAACCACCUUUGCUGGAUCCAUGUACAUACUGGGCACCAUAGAGAUCCUGCUGACGUACAUUGUUCCAACAGCAAUAGCGUUUAAAGAAGGCGAAGGUGCAGCGAUGCCCAACAACAUGCGCAUCUAUGGCACAUGCUGCCUACUCCUGAUGGCGCUGGUUGUGUUUGUAGGGGUUAAGUAUGUGAAUAAACUGGCUCUGGUGUUUCUGGCCUGUGUGGUUCUCUCGAUCAUGGCCACUUAUGCAGGAGUCAUCAAGACUCUUAUCGAACCGCCCGAGUUUAAUGUCUGUCUGUUAGGAAACAGAUCUCUGAGGAACGACAAGUUUGAGACAUGCGCAAAGACGCAGGUAGUGAAAAACAACACUGCGACCACCGAGCUAUGGAGCGUUUUCUGUGACAGCAACUAUUCAAACGCAACCUGUGAUGACUACUUCUACUUUAACAAUGUGACAGAGAUUCCGGCCAUACCUGGUCUGAUGAGCGGAGUCAUCAAAGACAACCUGUGGGGUGACUAUGGCCCUGCUGGUAUGUUCAUAGAAAAGAAAACUCAGCCUUCUGUACCAGUUCAGGAAACACCCACAGACAUCAUUAAGCCCUACGUCAUCAAUGACAUCACCACUUACUUCACUCUGCUGGUGGGAAUAUACUUUCCCUCUGUCACAGGUAUAAUGGCUGGUUCUAAUAGAUCUGGUGAUCUCAGAGAUGCCCAGAGGUCCAUCCCCAUAGGAACCAUAAUGGCUAUUCUCACCACCUCUUUCAUCUACAUCUCCUGUGUGGUCUUGUUUGGAGCCUGCAUUGAAGGAGUGGUGUUGAGAGACAAGUUUGGUUACUCCGUAAAGAAGAACCCAGUGAUUGGUAUUCUGGCCUGGCCAUCACCCUGGGUGAUUGUCAUUGGCUCAUUUUUCUCCUGCUGUGGGGCAGGGCUUCAGAGCCUCACUGGCGCCCCACGGCUGUUGCAGGCCAUCGCUCGGGAUGGCAUCAUCCCCUUCUUACAGGUCUUCGGUCAUGGAAAGACUAAUGGCGAGCCCACCUGGGCUCUGCUGCUGACAGUGGGGAUCUGUGAGAUAGGAAUCCUCAUCGCUUCUCUUGAUGCUGUGGCCCCCAUCCUCUCCAUGUUCUUCCUCAUGUGCUAUCUGUUUGUCAACCUGGCCUGUGCAGUUCAGACUUUGCUUCGUACCCCCAAUUGGAGACCUCGCUUCAAAUUCUAUCACUGGACCCUGUCCUUCCUCGGGAUGAGCCUGUGUCUGUCUCUCAUGUUUGUCUCCUCCUGGUACUAUGCUCUGGUUGCCAUGGUGAUAGCUGGCUGUAUCUACAAGUACAUUGAGUAUAAAGGGGCAGUGAAGGAAUGGGGAGACGGGAUCAGAGGUCUGUCUUUAAACGCAGCGCGUUACGCUCUCAUCCGGCUGGAGGAAGCAUCACUACACACCAAGAACUGGAGGCCUCAGCUGCUGGUGCUGUGUAAGUUGGACUCAGACUUGGCGGUGAAACAUCCUCGUCUCCUGUCCUUCACCACACAGCUCAAAGCAGGGAAGGGACUGACCAUUGUCUCCUCAGUCCUGGAGGGAACCUACAUGAACCGAGGGAAUGAUGCUAAGACUGGAGAGCAGAACUUGAAAGCACUCAUGGCCGCAGAGCGGACAAAAGGUUUCUCCCAUGUCGUGGUGUCGUCCAACCUGCGUGAUGGGUUCUCCCUGCUCAUCCAGUCAGCAGGACUGGGAGGAAUGAAACACAACACCGUCCUGAUGGCCUGGCCGACAGGCUGGACAGAAGCUCGGGACUCUUCAGCAAGGAGGAACUUCAUAGAGACAGUAAGAGAGACGACGGAAGCCCACCAAGCUCUACUGGUUGCAAAGAACAUCGACCAUUUCCCCAGUAACCAGGAGCGUCUGAAGGAAGGAAACAUUGAUGUGUGGUGGAUCGUACAUGAUGGUGGACUGCUCAUGCUGCUGCCGUUUUUACUGAGUCAACACAAGGUAUGGAGGAAGUGUAAAAUGCGAAUCUUCACGGUGGCCCAGAUGGACGACAACUCCAUCCAGAUGAAGAAAGACCUCCAGAUGUUUCUCUACCACCUACGUCUGGAUGCAGAGGUGGAGGUGGUGGAGAUGCAUGACAGUGACAUCUCGGCCUUCACCUAUGAGAAGACGCUGGUGAUGGAGCAGAGGUCCCAGAUGCUUAAACAGAUGCAGCUGUCCCGCACCGAGAGGGAGAGAGAAAUUCAGAGUCUCACAGAUGUGUCGCGUGGCUCCAUAAAGCGGAAGAAGUUGCCCGGUGCUGAUGCCCAUUCCUUCAACACACCCUGCAUACCAGAGGAUGAGGCCCAGCUGAUCCAUGACCGACACACGGCGUGUCAUUCUGCAAUGACUGAUAAAGCCGCAGGUGCCACACCGGACCGUGUCCACAUGACCUGGACCAAAGACAAACUGGUCCAAGAAAGAAACAGACACAGGGAAGGCAUGGGAGUCAAAGACAUGUUUAAUAUGAAACCUGAGUGGGAGAAUCUCAACCAGUCUAAUGUGCGGAGGAUGCACACAGCUGUGAAGCUGAACGAAGUGGUGGUGGAGAAAUCCCAGAAUUCACAGCUGGUCUUGCUCAACAUGCCAGGCCCACCGAAGAACAAGAAAGGGGAUGAGAACUAUAUGGAGUUCCUUGAGGUCCUGAUGGAUGGUCUAGACCGUGUCCUUUUGGUUCGUGGAGGAGGUCGGGAGGUCAUUACCAUCUACUCUUAGCACCACGAGGUUCUUAAUUGUUUGGAAAGGCACUGAAAUAAACAUUGUUGAGCAGUAGGACUCCAGAGGACAGGGCGCAAAGAGAGGAGGGUCAUGACUUUGAGAUGGACAAGAAGUACAGUGCACCCUCUUCCACACCGUCCAGAGGGGGAAAAAAACAGUGCCACUUAUGUUUUGGAGGACCACGGAUGCUGGGUAGGAGGGGGGGAGUCAGCUGGCAGAACAGUCUGAACUUAGGGUAUCGUCUUGGGGGUGGGGGGGCGCACAGAUGAUACACACACACUCCUCCUCGGACUCCUCAAUUCUGCCACAUCUUUCGAAGGGACUUUGCGGAUGAUCUGUGGAGACAUUCCUUCUUCCGAUAAACUAAGCUUUCUGAAAGAGCUGUCAUUUAAACGCAACAUGUUUUAUUUACCAGGCACCUUUGGAGGAAGACGUUUGUUGUCAUUUAAAGCAUUUCACUGAUUGUGGGAGCUGGGAACUGGCUCACAGGUUUCAACAUAUCUGAUUACUGACUUUAUUUAUUUCAGUGCCACUGAUGAAAUGUUCCUCUGAUAUGACAAGCAGUGAGUCUGGAGUCAAGGGAUGAGUUUAACAUGUUUUUAAGCCAUUAUAUUUUACAGAACAUUAUGUUGGUUUUAUAUCACUGUUUUAGGAAUUAAAGUUUAAAUCUCACUGAUUUGAUAUCAGGGCAGUUAAAGGACAAACAUGGUGGUACUGAUUGUAAUCUGUAUAUUGUCUUGAACAUGGUUUGUCCAUUGUUUGCGCUGUCACAGACAACCUUAGUAUGCCAAGUGUGAUCAAAAACUAAUGAAAACACAAAAGAACUGCAACUUUUCUGAUUUUAACAUUUAAGUGAAUUUUAGUUGAGUCACAGAUUUUAGUGUUUGAGUGAAAACAUUACUUUGGAAGUGUGAGCUCAGUUCUCAACCGGUCACUAUUAUGAGGACAACUGAACAACACAGAGCCUAUGUAGUAGUAUUCUCAGUUAAUAGGACUAUUUUGUACGCACGGAUAACCUUAUCUGUAAUGUGUCAUGUGUUUGUUCAGGAAAAAAGACACACUUAUUAAACAAAGCAAAAAAGUUAAGUCUUGA